This is a messenger RNA of Gadus chalcogrammus (walleye pollock), 4456 nucleotides long. RefSeq names its product single stranded DNA binding protein 3b (gene ssbp3b). The transcript has 18 exons. The record is from RefSeq and is a predicted model, not a curated record. The coding region runs from base 154 to 1305 and encodes 383 amino acids. Gene Ontology annotation, biological process: positive regulation of transcription by RNA polymerase II. Gene Ontology annotation, cellular component: nucleus. Lineage: Eukaryota; Metazoa; Chordata; Actinopteri; Gadiformes; Gadidae. Gene Ontology annotation, molecular function: protein binding; single-stranded DNA binding.
GGUGAAAUGCCAAUCAAAUCCGUAUAGCCACAUCCCCUUGACCAGGCUCGGUUGAGGAGUGCGGUUGGAGCGCUAGAGGGUCGCGGCCGGGGAUGAUCUGACAGAUGAAAUAGCGAAAAGAAAGAGAAGGCGGGCGUCCUCCCACACAAAAUCAUGUUCCCCAAAGGCAAAGGAACCCCCGUGCCGUCAGACGGCCAAGCAAGAGAAAAGUUGGCCCUAUACGUCUAUGAAUAUUUGUUACACAUAGGAGCACAGAAGUCUGCACAGACCUUUUUGUCUGAGAUACGAUGGGAGAAGAACAUAACUCUUGGAGAACCUCCGGGAUUCCUACAUUCCUGGUGGUGUGUGUUCUGGGACCUUUAUUGUGCCGCUCCAGAGAGACGAGAGACAUGCGACCACUCCAGUGAAGCGAAGGCCUUCCACGACUACAGUGCGGCCGCGGCCCCCAGUCCUGUCAUGGGAGGGAUGCCCCCCGGUGAGGGCAUGCCAGGAGGGCCCAUGCCACCGGGCUUCUUCCAGGGUCCGCCAGGUCCCCAAGGCUCCCCUCACCCCCAGGCUCCUCCCCCUAACAGUAUGAUGGGACCCCACAACCAGUCCUUCAUGUCACCUCGCUUCGCUGGCGGCCCCAGAGGGCCUCCCAUCAGGAUGGGGAAUCAGCCACCUGGUGGAGGCCCAGGUCCCCACCCCAUGUUGGCUAACAUGGACCCCACAAGACCACAAGGCCAUCCCAACUUGGGGCCAAUGCAGAGAAUGAGUGGGCCCCGAGGCAUGGGACCCAUGGGGCCCGGCCCUCAGAACUUUGGGGGUGGGAUGAGGCCCCCACACAACGCCAUGGGCCCCGGGAUGCCAGGAGUGAACAUGGGCCCCGGUACCGGUCGGCCAUGGCCCAAUCCCAACAAUGCCAAUUCUAUGCCUUACUCAUCUCCCUCUCCCGGUGCAUAUGGGGGGGCGUCUGGAGGUGGGGGUCCCCCAGGAACUCCCAUCAUGCCAAGCCCUGCAGACUCCAACAACUCGGGCGACAACUUGUACACCAUGAUCAACACUGGACCAGGCAACAGGAAUAACUUCCCCAUGGGCCCCGGAUCUGAUGGGCCCCUGGGGGCCAUGGCCGGCAUGGAACCACACCACAUGAACGGAUCACUAGGCUCUGGUGACAUGGAUGGAUUGAACAAGAAUUCCCCAAACAAUUUAAGUGGCAUGAGCAAUCCCCCUGGAACUCCGAGGGAUGACGGGGAGCUGAGUGGAAACUUCCUCCACUCUUUUCAGAGUGAGAACUACUCCCCAACCAUGACGAUGAGUGUGUGACCCCGCCCCUCCUGACGAUUAAUUUGCCAUCAUUCCAAGGAUCUGGACUCAUAAUAGGACAAGGCCAAAAACAUCAGCAGCGAAUCAGGGACAGGCGCCAUUUUGGUUCCAAACAAACACCAGAAUGCUGAUCGGCAGAAAUGCAAUGGCUGGUGACUACUGCUCCUUGCUAACAAAAAAAAAUGAAGGACAAUUUUCUCCAUUCAUCACAACCCCAAGGUUGACAAAACCAGCUACUGAAAUGCAUAUAUGACACGUUUUAGGUUCUUUGCAAGCCCCCCCCCCCCCCCAACUCCCCCAAAGCAAAGGGAAAGAAAAGGGUUGAAGGUGGAAGUUUACCUCCUUGUGCAUUUUAAUUAUUGCUUUGUGGUGCAGGGUGUGUGAAAGAAAUGUUUCUGCUUUCUGUCCUUGAAUAACACUGGAGAGUGUGUGUAUAUGUAUUGUGGGCGAGGGGAUAAUAAGACGAUCUUACCCACAGCUACACUCACUGCACCACGCAACCGUCAAGUGGACAUACGUUUUCAGAUUUACCCUGUUAAUGUCCACCUUUAAGCAACAAAAUAACAUGAUUAUUACAAGUAUUUCUUCCUCCCUAUGGCCACCUCACUAUUUUGCCCUAUUUUAUAGAGUGGAGAUGCUAUAAAAUGCUUUUAUUGUGACAGCAUUUCAAGUUUGUAACUGCCCCGAUUGGGUUAUAAAACUUCAAAUCAUCAAAUUGAGCCCAGUUUCUUUGAAUCAGUUCACUUUGCUUUCUGAGAGCAAUGCCAUAACCCCGCCCCCUGUCCCUCAUCUCUUUGCUGCCACCAUCCGUUUCUAAAGAGGGUGGGGGGAAACCAAACUAGCCCAUUGAGUUCUGUCCUAGGGCGGGGGGGGGGGGGGGGGCGCGAUCUGAAACCGGAGCGCCAGAAAGUGCGUGCAUGAAUGCUGAGAAUCUGUACAACAUACUACCUAGUGCUGCUCUGCUCUGUGUGGACACCUGCUUUAAGACGUGUAUAUCCUCCUUGAUCUGCUUGUGCUUCACACUCUGUGCUCCGUGUUGUAGCCUUUGUGUUUAUACCCCAAUCCGGUUGAAUUGGUUGUUCUUUCUUUUUGUUUUUAUAUGAUGAUGACAUGGCUAUGAAUAAGUUGCCCAUUGUAAUCGCCCAUGCGUAUAGGUCAUUUGUAUUUUCUCCCCUGUAUCAUUGGUUGCACCCCUCCCCUCCUCCUGUCCCUUUUUUUUAUUUUAUAUUUUGAUACAAACUUUGACUACGUAUAUUGCCCCAGUUAUUCAGAAUUAGUUCCGGCUUUCUAAACUGAUUUGAGUAGGCAUUAUUAUAAACUUAGAAGCAGUCUUGUUAAUGUGGUGAGAAAUUUGUUUUUGACUUUUUGUUUUUCGUUUCUUGUGAGCAUUGAGCAUUAUACACUCUGUCCUAUGUUGCCUUUAUUUGCGGAUAUUUUUUUAUUUCAAAUUGAGGAAAGAUUGCUUGUUAAUAUAAUUUUACAGUAACUUAUUUACUUGCCAUGAGUUUUUUUUUUCUUUUUUACAAUUUGGUCUAGCUUCAAGAUGACCCAAGGCUAGAUUUAAAUAAAGAACUUAAAAUAAAACUAUUGUUAAACUGUUGGAAACGAUUUGGCGUGAUGAGCUUUUGCUGUAAAUGGAUUUCUCAUAACAGCGUGUUCAAAAUAACGAGGGAAUCGGGUACCUUUUACAUUGUGUGCUUUUCAAAGUGCUCAUUUUCUGUGACACAUAGCCAUUCAUUACAAUAAGGGAGCUUCUAGCCAGAUCCCACACAAUUUGAACCAGUCCAUGUUGUUUUGGAGGCCGCCUACCUUCUGGCACUUGUUUUCCUAUGUGCUUAAGCAUCACUUCCUGUACGGCCCAUGGUUUCCUGUCACUGAAUGCUCCAUACCAAAGUAGUUCUAGCAGUGCAAGCCUGGGUCCAGGCCCAUGGACUCAGCCCAUAAAUGCCUUCUCAUCAGAGGGAAAAUCACUAGCCGGAUUAAACUGAGUGAUAGUGAGGCUCUUGGAGCCAGUUGAUGCCAUGCACACCACACUGCAAUUACGUUUGUGGAUCUUAAUUGAAGAGUUUUCCCUUUUCAGUCAAACCGAUAUCCAUGCUUGAAUAUAUAUAGUGGCACAUCAUGUCAAUUCCAUGAUGGUGAAAGUCAUUGAAAAGUAUUGAUUAUUUUUCAGAGAUGAAGCGCUUUCAAAUUUUUGACCCGUUUGUUUCUAGGGCAAAAGAGGCCAAAACAUGAUCAAUUUCGAUCUGAAGGCAGUUAUACUGCAAGGCACACGGUUGCAUUUUAACCACACAAAAAUAAAUCAUUACGCAACACGGCUUGUAUUCUCAUCGCCCUCUAGUGGUCGAUGGAGGACCGAGCAUACACAUGCAUGCAUUGCAACAACAUAAGAGCAUAAAAAUUUGGUGAAAGAUUUGUUAUCGGCUUAAGACAUGACUUGACAAUAUAUCCUAAUCAAUAUACCUGUUCACAGCGAUUAGCAAGAGCUUGGUAUCUUGCCAAACAUUAAGAAUUACAAAGGCAGGCCGGUCGGCUCAUAUGGGAAUAUUGGCUGAUUGGUAUAGGAUGUGGGCUGGCUGAAUGCAAGCCAAACCAGCCCUUCAAGUUUAGAGGCACUUAGUGGAUGUUAUGAACGUCCUGUAGCCACAUCAGGCUGCUCCUUUUAUUAUUUCAUAGAAACUCCAAACUGAUUGUGAACCAGCAGGUCCACCCCGUCCUUUAUUAGGGCGUGCAAACAAACACACAUCCAGACAUUAACAUUUAUUUGCUCGGACGUCAAGCAGACUUUUGCUGAUUAAUGUUUAACAAGGUAUAUUUGAUAUUUGAUUAAGUGUUUGAGUAGGUCAUGACUUAAUCUGUGAACAUGCAUAGGAUUGAGCUGUAGCCAAAGUCUUAAGGCUCCACUUCACUUUCAAGGCAAGACAAAUUUCAAAAGCCAUCAAAUCACAGUCACCAGAGGUUUACACUAUAACCGUCAUAAAGAAAGCUGUCUUACUUAAAAGCAUGGAAUGAAUAGCCUACUUGGAGACAUAACAGAAAACUAUUACAAAGUGGUAAAUUACAGGUCAUCAUUAGAGUUGGGGUGCAAAGUGAGUACUUAACAAACCUGAGCCAAAGCCAGAGAUCAGGCAGAAAGUCAGGCGGAUAUAAA